UUAAGGUACGAUCCGGGGUGCAUGAUUGCAUUUUCGGGAAGGAUUGUCAGACACGCGGUUCAUGCAGUGGAAGGGGAUCGGAUUGCCUGGGCAUGGUAUAUGAGGGAUGCUGUUCAUGUUUAUGCUGGGAUUCCAGUCGUGUGGAUGGGCAAGGUUGGAUUGGAAGAAGUAGAAAGGUAG
This is a messenger RNA of Suillus subalutaceus, 180 nucleotides long. RefSeq lists its product as uncharacterized. The transcript has a single exon. The annotation marks the transcript as partial. The record is from RefSeq and is a predicted model, not a curated record. NCBI's taxonomy places the organism in Eukaryota, Fungi, Basidiomycota, Agaricomycetes, Boletales, Suillaceae.